AAACGCUGCUCGGUGCGCUCACUGGCACGCCUCCCUCUCAUCUUCCUCCUCCACCUUCUCUUCAUCUUCUUAAUUGCGCAUUGGGACUCCGACAGCAGCACACCGGGAGUCACGAGCAGGGCUGCAUGUAGAGAGUGAGGAUGAUGAUGAUGAUGAUGAUGAUGCUGUGCCACACCUGACGGACUGAACUUUAAAGAUGCUCCUGGGGGACUUGGACUCAGCUCGUCUCUUCUGCUCUUUGUGGAAUAUGUUGAACUUCCAGCUGGGCUGAUGCUGAAUCCUCAGACCAUGCUGCUUUUCGCGUGAAGCUCCCAAAACUCCGCAAACAAACGGAUUACCGAGGACUCUGCUUCACGGUGCUGACAGGCUGCUGAGAAUGACCACAGGCAUCCUUGUAGCGAUGUAAUAAAAAGGUUUCCUGCGCACACAUCUUCGAGUGAACGCGUCAGACCUGAGCGGGCUGCCGUUACGCAUGGAGGCAGCUCGCAGCUGAAGGGUUUAUUCUUCUUAUUUUGAACUUUAUGAUUUGAACUGUGAAAACAAAAAGAGGGAGAAAAGUUUUUCUGCUCCUCCUCAGACAGAAAAUGAGUAGCUGUCUCUUCAGACUGGCACUCCUCGUGGCUUGCGUCCUCUCCAUCCGCUGCACCGCUGCGCCCGGGACGGACACGGAGGCGCACACGACGUCCCGGGAUACCUGCGCGUCUUGCGGCGGCGGCGCUCGCCCGGAGGACCCGGAGUCCGGGCGGCUCGACGGGGACUUCUUAGAGGCGGUCAAGAGGCACAUCUUAAGCAGGCUGCAGAUGCGGGAGAGGCCCAACAUCACGCACCCGGUCCCCAAAGCGGCCAUGGUGACGGCGCUGCGGAAGCUGCACGCCGGGAAGCUGCGGGAGGACGGGAGGGUGGAGAUCCCCAAUCUGGACGGGCAUCCGAUGAGCAACGAGGUGCUGGAGGAGAGCUCGGAGAUCAUCAGCUUUGCGGAGAAAGAUGACCUGGUGACAUCCCAGUCCAGCCUGUUCUUCCUGAUCUCCAGUGAGGGGAACCAGAACCUGUAUGUAACGCAGGCCACCCUCUGGCUCUACUUCAAGGUAUUGCCAGCACCUAUGGAGGUGCGCGCAAGGCGGAAGGUGACAGUGAAGGUGUACUACCAGGAGCCUGGCCUUGGCAGCAAGUGGAACCUGGUGGAGAAGCGAGUGGAGCUGAAACGCAGUGGCUGGCACACCUUUAUACUGACUGAUGCCGUCCGGUUGGUGUUUGAGAAAGGCGACAGGCGUCAGAACCUGGAUGUCCGCUGUGAGGGCUGCGAGGCAGAGGGUGUCUUGCCCAUUUUGCUCAACAUCAACGAUGAGUCCCACCGGCCAUUCCUGGUGGUACAGGCAAGGCAGGCUGACAGCAAACACCGGAUCCGGAAGCGAGGCCUGGAAUGCGAUGGCAACAGCAACCUGUGCUGCCGGCAGCAGUUCUACAUAGACUUUCGACUCAUCGGUUGGAACGACUGGAUCAUCGCGCCGUCGGGCUACUACGGGAACUACUGUGAGGGGAACUGCCCAGCCUACAUGGCAGGUGUCCCCGGUUCGGCUUCGUCCUUUCACACAGCAGUGGUGAACCAGUACCGCUUGCGGGGAAUGAGCCCGGGCUCCAUGAAUUCUUGCUGCAUUCCCACCAAGCUUAGUACCAUGUCCAUGCUCUACUUUGAUGACGAGUACAACAUCGUCAAGCGGGAUGUUCCAAACAUGAUUGUGGACGAGUGUGGCUGUGCUUGAAUAUGUUUUUUCCUGUUUAUUUAAAGUGGAACUGAAGAACUAAUCAGAUUCACUAUAUUACAAAAAAUGAAUAUAGAAUAUUUAUGGACAUUGGAGAAAAUGCACACACAAUCGCAUCCACACAUAUCUACACACUCUCAUAUAUGCCUGCACAAAAACUUGUAUAUAUAUUUAUGUUUGUUGAUAUAUUCAUAAUAUGUGGUGGAAGACUCAGUCUCCUGCAAACAGAAGUGAAGAGUUCUCUUCCAAAUGUUUAAAUAUCCAUUUGGAAAACAAUCAAUAUCUGAAGUUCUUCAUUAGUUAUCUCUAAGAUAAUGAAGAUCUGGUUUGCUAAGGUGUGCAAGACUUACUUAACCUACUAGCCUUUACAAAGCAGCAUCAUCUGAUGUAAUUUUCUGCAAUCACUCAACUUGUUAGAGUAGGUGCCAGUUGAACCUCUUCAUGAGUAGAACAUAAACCCAACCUUGAAUGUGAAAAUACUGUCUCCAGAGGAGGUGGAGCUUUACAUGAGUAACAAUGAAGGUUGGGGUGAUUCAGCUAUGCCUCUUUCAAGGAACACUUUGGACAAGCACUGAAAAUAUCUUCACACCACUCAAGCUACACCAACGUACAGCACUUCUGGCUUGGACCGUACAGCACUUCUGGCACUUCUGGCCUUACUUAAAGUUUGUUCCACGAUAAAACCGGCAAAUUCCAGAAAUACAUUCAUGAAAUGAAUGGAAAGAUGAAUAUUUUGACAUAUUCUACACAGUAAAAUUUUCAACAAGGUUUCUGUUACACCAAAACCAAGAAAAUAAUUAUCCAAAUAAAGGUAGAAUUGGCUUUGUGAGAUGUUGCGACUUAAAUUCAAGGGAAAAUCAUUUAGAGGGCAUGUUCCUGAUAUGAAUCUCUUAACAGUUUUCCAUCAUCUUCAUUGCUGGACAAACAUGGAUUUGAUCUAUAGAGUCCAAGUUAGUAAUUAAUGUAAAUACUUAAUGAGCUCCUAAGUAUCAUUCAAAGCUUUGGAAGUUUCAUGCAUUAAUUUUGUACCUGAUCUAAAGGUUUUGGAUUGGUCUGGAUCAGCUUCCCUUUUUUUUCUUGUACUGACUAAAGUUAACAAAACAUAUCCUUUAGUUGACCACCCCACCUUACAGUCAAGGUAUGUGUCAAAUUUUCACCCCAAAUGGAAUCUGUACAUCAGAAUGUAGGUAGCAGCCUGUCCAGUCGACUGGUCAGUUAACUAAAUUCCACUCUUCUUCCUUGGAAGCUGUACCAUUAAAGGUAAUAAAACCCACUUUUCAAUAGUCUACCUUAAAUUAGCUUCAAUCUAUGUAUCAAAUCUGUAUAUCUGACAGUAGCCCACCUAGUCAGUGUACAGUUAGCUCCCAUUUACCAUCCAAAGUUCCAGAAAUUUCCCUUUUCCAGAGGGUUUGGCUCCGUCAACCAAAUUUCUACCCUUCUUUCUUUGAAUUUGUACCACUAAAAGACAAUCUCACCUUUGCACCAAGGAAACUAUUGCCCCCAGAGAGAUCUGUAAAACUCUCAUUUACUAUCCAAAGUUCCAGAAAUUCCAUAUCAGUUUAUCUUUUGACCUAUUCCAGAUAAUCCAGACAAACUUCUACCCUUCUUUGUUGAUCUUUGAAUCACCAAAGGUAAAAAAAAAUAAAUAAAAAUAUCCCUUUAGUUGACUGCCCAAUCUUCUCAUUAAGGUACUGGUCAAACAAAUAUUCCUUUUCAGCAGUUACUCAACAAUGAGGAUGGUGGACUGAAUAUCAGAAAUGACCUCACAAGCAAAAAAAUGUCCUUCACCUUACUACAACUUCUUCUUGAAAGGGAAGGUUUGAAUCCUUCUUUAUUAAAAUAUAUUUAAUGUAAAUUUUAUUUCUGUCAGUGAGAGUGAAAAGUUGCCAAACUACUCAGCUAAGAGAUGGUGCAACUUUGCACUUCCUGACACACACUUUGAUAGCACUUGCAGAUUGAAAUGCCUUUAAGCGGUGUAUCGUCGCCCACAGUCCUUCUAAAAUAAAUAAGUGCCGCAUGAGCUAUGCAAUGUAUAGUAUUUACCCAUAUAUCAGACAAGAUGAACUUAAACUCUAGUGACAAACUAUCACAGUACUUGAAAUGUAAGUGUGGCAGGCAGUGGUGGGUCGGGCUUCAGGUGGGAGGCUCUGAUGAAACAACAUUCAUCAGCUUCCUGUUCACUGUUCUUUCAUUUAAAUUAUUAUUUUUACAUAAAAAAAAAGCAGGAUAUACAACAACUUUUAUCAACCAUACAUCACCUGUAUGAGCAGAGAAAGACUGCAGUUUCAGUAUCUGCAUUUACUUAAACCUAAUAAUGGUGACUUUGUUCAUGUUUUCUGGAACAGAUUAGUUAUCCGACUAUAAUACAGCAUAUCUCUCUGUGUGUUUGUUUGUCUUCAAACUACUCCACUAUUUUAAGUUUUAUUUAAUAAAUCUAUUUACUGAUGGGGUUUUUUUCAGAUUUGGUUGGCUAAAUAAUGAAUAUGCUGCACAGUAAAGUUGAUAUUUAAACUGUUUCUUCAACCAACCAAACACAGCAGCUUAAACUAAUAUAUCUUCCGGUCCAGGGGUUCUUACAAUGGAGAAAACUGUCCAAGGACUGCCUGCUACUCCUUAAACCAAUUUAGCUGUUUUUGGAUUUGAUGUUACUUGAUGUGUUGCUCUUGGCUCAAAGAUAACAUGGAAGGGAGUGACGGCCACAUUAAUCUUGUUGUAUUGGCGUAAAAGGUCCACUUCUGCAUAUAUGCACUUUUUACUGAUACAGCACAAUAUUAUGACUUAGAGCAAAUUAUUUUGUGGAGCCCAUUUUGAGAAGCACUGUCUGUUUUGUAUGUAAAAUAUCAAUCAGUGGUUCCAAGUAGAACCGACAAUCAUUCUACAACUGCACGUAUAAUGUACAAAAGUUACUUUCAAUGUCACCGGUACAUUGCUAUGUCAACUCAAUCAAAUAAUCUGUUUCUUCUCUUUAAUCUAAAAAUGUUUUACUGCCAUUAAAAAAAUAAUCAUCUGAAAUGUAAAAAAAGGCUAACUGGGGCUAACUUUGACCCAAAUGCGAUGCACGAAUAGUGAUUUUUAAAUGAAUGUGUCCCAGUGGAGUUCCCAUCGCGGCCUGUUUGGCACCGUAACACACUUUGAGACACACUUUCAGGCCUCAGUCACUUUGAUAUUUUCAGGUUAAACGCUUCAGCGACCUGUUAUUUCACAAGCCCGUCACACAUUUUGUUCUUAUUCCCUGGGUUCAGAGAAAUAUCUGAGGCUCGGAUCCUGCUCAUUAUCUCGCCUGUUCUGCGGCCUCCUGCCUGACGCCCAACCACCGACCCGCCUGCCACUGUAAUCUUUUGCUUAUUCUUCAAAGCGAAUGGUUGUUAGAGUAUUUGCACUGAGGAGUUGCGUGACUAGUCAUGAGAAAAUCAAUAGAAACUGCCAUUGAAAAAAAAAAGUUAUUUUUAUAGACGCAAAAUUGAGUUCUGUUCAAAUGUAUUAUACCUAAUCAUGGAACCAAAGAGGCCAAGAGGUUUAGCUAUUGAAAGAUGGCAAUGUUGUCAUGUUUUGUUGUUGUAAAUGACUUUCUGACAGUUAAGAGGCCUAAACACUGUAUCAGGGUAUAAUAUCAGUCCAUAAUCUGCUUAAUCCUUUUUCUAUUUUGUACCUAGACAUGGAAUAUUUCAUAUUUUUUCAUCAGAUUACUUAAAUAUUCCUAGUUUCCUCUUUUUGUUAGCUCUCCUUCCAUUUAGAGUAAAGCACAUGCCAUUCAAUCCCUGUACAGCCGAUGUAACAU
Archocentrus centrarchus (flier cichlid) is the source of this 5538-nucleotide messenger RNA. Its product is annotated as inhibin beta B chain-like. Gene Ontology annotation, cellular component: extracellular region. The transcript has 2 exons. The record is from RefSeq and is a predicted model, not a curated record. The coding region runs from base 585 to 1760 and encodes 391 amino acids. Lineage: Eukaryota; Metazoa; Chordata; Actinopteri; Cichliformes; Cichlidae. Gene Ontology annotation, molecular function: cytokine activity; growth factor activity.